UCCCUCCCUGCGCAGGGGUGCGGGCGCGGCGGGCGGAGCUGCGGGCGUCACUUCGCUUCCGGAGCAGCGGGGAUUGCGGCCCUGGGUUGCGGCUCCGGCCCCGCCCGAGCCCGAGCGCGUCCCGGGGCGGGCAGCGGGGAGCGGGUCCCCGUGCGUGUCAAGGUUGAGGAAAUGUCUUCGGACAAGAUGGCACCCACCGCGGCAUUCUUGGAACAUCUUAAAUCCUGGCUGGCCCAGCGGCAGGCCCUUCGUGUGACCAUGCCCCUGAAGGAGGCAGGACAGGAUGAAACCUCCGAGCCUCAGGACGAGCCCCUUUGGGUCCCCAGGAAGGAGCUUCUGCCCCAGCAGGACCCAGGUUGCCUGAAAAGAGAGGAGACCUGGGAGUGGUCAGCUCAUGAAGGCUCCUCAGGCUGGUGCCCCAGAGCAGGCCCUUGUCCAAGAGCAGCAGAUGCAGGGACCCUGAGCAGAGCAGAGAUGAAGCCUCGUGAGGAAGGGCCUGUGAACAUGAAGCUACAAGGGAUUCCCCCAGGGGGACUGGUGGAGAUGGGCUUUCUGACACCUGUGCCAGGCCAACUGGACAAUGGGCAGGGCAGGCCUCCAAAGCAGGGGGAGCGUACGGAGCUCUGGGAGGCCUUUGAGGACGUGGCUGUGUACUUCACCCAGAGGGAGUGGGAGCUGCUGGGAGAUGAAGACAAGGAGCUUUACCAGGACCAGAUGCUGAGGAAUUACCAAGCCCUACUUUCCCUGGGAUAUGAAGGUCUCACACCUGACUUAAUCUGCCGCAUCGAGCGAGGAGAGGUGGAGCUCUGGGUUUGUGAUGAUGAGGACCGUGGCGACAGCUCAAGAGCUGAAGACCUCUUGCCAGACUCCUGUGACUUGGAGGACACCUGGGACUCAGCAGCAGAGGAAAGCUCCAUAGGCUCAUUGCCUGCAUCAGACCUUUGCCUGGAAGCAGGAGCUGGCUUGAUGCUGAACAGAGCUGACAAGAGACCUCCAGAGGAAGGGCUUUCAGAUCUGGAGUCAUGGCAGACUUCCCCAAGUAGAUCAGGAGGGAGGGUCCCUCCAAGUCCCAAGAAGGACAAUUUGCAUAAGAGGCCCAGCAGGUCCCAAAACCAGAUGGAGAAUGUGAUGAAAAAAGUACCGACUCUUGUUGGGUAUGAGAGUGGAGCCGAGGCAAAGCCCAAAAAGAGCCACGGUUACAGGGAAGAAUGUGAUAAGCUGAAAAAUAGGAAGAAUCCCAAGGGAAAGAUUCGCCCAGGGGAGAGAUUUCAUCCAGGGAAGAAGCCACCGCAGUGCUCUGUGUGUGGGAAGCACUUCACCCUUUCCGCAAGCCUGGCUGAGCACCAGCGCAUCCACACGGGGGAGAAGCCAUAUGGGUGCUCUGAAUGUGGGAAACACUUCACACACUCCUCGAGCCUGGUCCACCAUCAGCGCAUCCACACAGGGGAGAAGCCACAUCGGUGCCCUGAGUGUGGAAAGAGCUUCACCCAAGUCUCCCACUUAGCCCGGCAUCAACAAAUCCACACAGGGGAGAAGCCACAUCACUGCCCUGAGUGUGGGAAGAGCUUCAUCCUGUCCUCCCAUCUGGUCCGGCACCAGCGCAUCCACACGGGGGAGAAGCCAUAUCAGUGCCCUGAGUGUGGGAAGAGCUUCACCCAAGCCUCCCACCUGGCCCGGCACCAGCACAUCCACACAGGGGAGAAGCCAUAUCAGUGCCUUGAGUGUGGGAAGAGCUUCACUCGCUCCUCCCACCUGGCCCAGCACCAGCACGUCCACACAGGGGAAAAGCCACAUCAGUGCUCUGACUGUGGAAAGAGCUUCAUCUGGUCCUCCCAGCUGGUCCAACACCAGCGCAUCCACACAGGGGAAAAGCCAUAUCAGUGCCCUGAGUGUGGAAAGAGCUUUACCCUCUCCUUUCACUUGACCCGGCACCAGCGCAUCCAUACGGGGGAGAAGCCAUAUCAGUGCUCUGAGUGUGGGAAGAGUUUCACUGAAUCCUCCCGCCUGGUGCAGCACCAGCGCAUGCACACAGGGGAAAAGCCACAUCAGUGUCCUGAGUGUGGGAAGAGCUUCCUCUGGGCCUCCCAGCUGGCCCGACACCAGCGCAUCCACAAGGGGAAGAAGAAACAUUAGUGCUCACAGUGUGGCCAAAACUUCAGUCUCUCCUCCCAGCUGGAAAAGCACCAGUGCACACAUACCCAGGAGCAUCCAUAAAUCUGCCAGCAGUGCAGGAUGGACUUGGGGAUGUGUGUGUGUUUUGCACCCACCAGUGGUUGCAUUCAGGCAGGCAACUUCAUCUCGGUAAGAGUGCAGGAAGAGUUCACCCUGCCCUCAGCCAGUUAUAGCACGAAAAAGCUCAAAGGAUCUUGAUGCUGAGAUGCAAAGUUUGAUUUUGGGGAGUUGCUGUGAAGAACUACCUCAGGCAGAAGCUAGUUCAGAUGUUGGAGGAACCUCUGAGGUGAUGAUCUUCGCAUCAGCCCUGGACCCUAGACAUUCCCCAUCAUUCUCUGCAUGCACUCAGUAGUCCUAGGGGAGAAGUGCACUGGCAGUAAGGUGCCCUCCCAAGACAACUGACUCUAGAUGAUGCUCAGGGACUGUUUUGUGCUCCUUCCAAACUUUGUUCUCCCUGCUGGUCCCAGGGUCCUAGUACGUGAGGUGCUUGAGUUGUAGGGAGGAGAACAUUAAUGGUUUGCAAAGCGUUCCCUGCUCUGUGCCCUGACCUCUCCUUUCCUCACCAACACAUAGUUUCAUAGUAGUUAGGGGUCAGGAUGAACAGAGCGUCUAGCCUGACCCCCUGCCACAGGCAGGAAUGAAUGCUGGGUUCACAAGACCCCAGACAGGUGAUCAUCUAACCUUCUCUUGAAUUUGCCCAAGGAAGGGGCAAGGACCACUUCCCUGGGAAAUUGGUUCCAUAUUUUGGCCACCCUAACUGUAAAAUAUUGCCUUCUGAUCUCUAACCUAAACCUGUUCUCCAUCAGCUUAUGACUAUUGUUCCUCAUCACCCCAGGCGGUGCUGGGGAGAAAAGGGCUCUGCCUAUUUGCUGCUGAUCUCCCUUGAUGAGCUUGUAGGCAGCCACCAGGUCCCCCCUCAGCCUCCUCUUGCUGAGGCUGAACAGUUUCAGGUCCCUCGGUCUCUCCUCGUAGGGCCUGUCCUGCUGCCCUCUCACCAAGCGGGUGGCCCUCCUCUGGACCCUCUCCAGGCUGGCCACAUCCCUCCUGAAGUGCGGUGCACAGUACUGGACACAGCACUCCAACUGCGGCCUGACCAAAGUCGCAUAGAGGGGGAGGAUCACUUCUCUGGACUGGCUCGAGAUGCACCUCUGGAAGCAUGACAAGGUCUGGCUGGCCUUGCUGGCUGCGGUCUGGCAUUGGCGGCUCAUGUUCAUCUUGGAGUCAGUAAUGCUGUGGAUUCCUUCUCCCAAGGUGCAGCACCUGCAUUCGUCUACAUUGAACCCUGUCCUAUUCUUGUCUGCCCACUUUUGUAGUCUGUCUAAAUCUAGUUGCAGCCUCUCUUUCCCUUCAAAUGUGUCCUCGCCCCACAUUUUAGUGUCAUCAACAUAACCCCUUCUCAAACCUGCUCAUGCCCAUCAGGUGUCUGCAAGAUGCUGUUGUUACUCUUGCAUACUAAGUUUAGCAGGUUUUGCUUUUCACCCUCACAACAACUGUGCACCACUAGGUGCCUGUUGCUUCCCUUCCCUUCCUUCCCAUCACUCUAUUCUCUGUAACAGCUUUCUUGCUGCAAAAGCCCCAGAACUGAACGUGGUAUCCCUGUGGUGGGUCUCCAUGUUCUCCUCAAAGCGGUGAAAUGGAAACAGGCCAGGGACCGGAGCCUUUCCCAUGGCAGAUAUCUCUAGGAGUCCCAAGCCCUUCCCUUUUGAGAAGAUUCACUGCAGCCAAGGGCUUGUUCCUAACACUCAGAGGUGGGGGUUGUCACACCUGAGACAUUGCUCCAUAUAGUGCUGUACAGCAAGAGCCCUGCGCUGGGGGCUUUUGAAGGAAUCUAUUCCCAGGAGUCCCUUUUGUGGGUGCAGUGGGGUGGGGGGGAGGUGAAGGAGGUGCAGCCUGUGCAGGUUCUGCCUCCUGUGGAAAUUAUACGGUAAAGAAGGGGGAAAAUGGGAAGAAAAGAGGUGUGAGGGGAUAGAGGAGUUUGAGCAGAAAAAAACCAAGCAAAGGUGGUGACGGAGACCCCAGAGCAGAGCCAGGUAGACUUGUGGGUUUUUUUUUUAAGGAAAAUUUUGUGUGUUCAAAGUCAAAUGUAUUCCAAAUCUGCGAGUCAUUCAAGAACUGUAUGUGGUCCUACUACUGGCAAGCAUCCUGUACCCCCAUUCGGGGCUUCAGAUGUUUCCAGAUCAUCUGGUGGGCAUCCUGCUUGCAGGCCCAAGACCAGACUUGGGUUUGGAUGCCCCUGGGUUUCACUUGCCCUCAGCUCGCUCUUGUGGCUGUGCGGCUAUGGAGGAGUCUCCCAGUUCCAUAAAGUGGGUGUGAAGCCAAGAUCUUCACACUAGAAAUGAAAGCGGGAGGAUAACUAUGCAUUACCUCUGCGAGUACUACCCCAUAUCAGAAAAGUGGUCAUCCCCUGUCCCUGGGAAAGUCCCCGUGGUGAUCAUGGUAGAGAUUUUUGAGGAGUUCCUCUGGUUGGAGAGUUGCUGGAGGAAGAAAAGGCGGAGGAGGAAUGGUCCAUGUCAGGGGUAUUGUAAGUGUGAGUAAGGGGCCAGGAGUAGGGGCAUUCAUGGCUCAAGUGCAAACAGAUGUCAUCUGCCUGUAAAGUGUAUGAUACAGUAAUGCCAACUCUCGAAAAUUAUUGCAAGAGUUGUGAUUUCUAAGUAAAAUUAAGUCUGACUCAUGAUGUGGCAAUAAACUUCUCAAAUCUUG
Molecule: messenger RNA, 4872 nt
Organism: Alligator mississippiensis (American alligator)
Lineage: Eukaryota; Metazoa; Chordata; Crocodylia; Alligatoridae
Product: zinc finger protein 436
Exons: 8
Coding region: 172-2133 (653 amino acids)
Biological process (GO): regulation of transcription by RNA polymerase II
Molecular function (GO): DNA-binding transcription factor activity, RNA polymerase II-specific; RNA polymerase II cis-regulatory region sequence-specific DNA binding
Source: RefSeq, a predicted model, not a curated record